AAUUAAAUUGGAGGAAUCAAUCAUUAUUUUUGAUGUGAAGACUUCAUCAUUGACAUCUGUAUGUUCAUUUGUCAGCCUCUAAGAAAUAAUACAGCACAUCAGUGGCAAUAACUGAUUUUGAUACACACUGACAUUUAUUUGAAAAAACAAAACAAACCAAAAAUCCCAACAGACAAAACCCAACAAACCUUUUGAAGACUUGUGUCAAAUGACGUCAAUGGCCAGUUUGUUCUCCUUUACUAGCCCAGCUGUAAAGCGUCUGUUGGGCUGGAAACAAGGAGAUGAAGAGGAAAAAUGGGCAGAAAAAGCUGUUGAUGCUUUGGUAAAAAAGCUGAAAAAGAAAAAAGGUGCUAUGGAAGAACUGGAGAAAGCCUUGAGCAGCCCAGGACAGCCCAGCAAGUGUGUUACUAUCCCACGCUCUUUAGAUGGACGACUGCAAGUUUCUCACAGAAAAGGCCUUCCCCAUGUAAUUUACUGUCGUGUUUGGCGUUGGCCUGAUCUACAAAGCCAUCAUGAGCUGAAGCCAUUGGAUAUUUGUGAAUUUCCUUUUGGAUCUAAACAGAAGGAAGUCUGCAUCAAUCCAUACCACUAUAAGAGGGUGGAGAGCCCAGUUCUACCUCCAGUGUUAGUGCCUAGACAUAGUGAAUUCAAUCCCCAGCACAGUCUACUAGUUCAGUUCAGGAACUUAAGCCACAAUGAACCACAUAUGCCACACAACGCGACCUUUCCAGAUUCUUUCCAGCAGCCCAACAGCACUCCAUUCUCCAUUUCACCAAACAGUCCCUAUCCACCUUCUCCAGCCAGCAGCACUUACCCAAGCUCCCCAGCCAGCUCUGGGCCAUCUAGUCCAUUUCAGCUACCAGCUGAUACUCCACCUCCUGCUUAUAUGCCCCCUGAUGAUCAAAUGGGGCAGGAUAAUUCUCAGUCUAUGGACACAAGCAAUACAAUGAUCCCUCAAAUCAUGCCAAAUAUAUCUACCAGAGAUGUUCAACCUGUUGCCUAUGAAGAACCCAAACACUGGUGUUCGAUUGUGUAUUAUGAAUUAAAUAAUCGUGUUGGGGAAGCUUUUCAUGCAUCUUCUACAAGUGUCUUAGUAGAUGGGUUUACAGAUCCCUCCAAUAACAAGAACAGGUUCUGCCUGGGAUUGCUCUCCAAUGUUAAUCGCAACUCAACGAUUGAGAACACUAGACGACAUAUUGGAAAAGGAGUUCAUCUCUACUACGUUGGUGGGGAAGUCUAUGCUGAGUGUUUAAGUGAUAGCAGCAUAUUUGUACAGAGCAGGAACUGCAACUACCACCAUGGCUUUCAUCCCACAACUGUAUGCAAGAUUCCCAGUGGGUGCAGUCUGAAAAUUUUCAACAAUCAGGAGUUUGCUCAGCUUUUAGCUCAGUCUGUCAACCAUGGAUUCGAAGCAGUAUAUGAGCUCACCAAAAUGUGCACCAUUCGCAUGAGUUUUGUCAAGGGCUGGGGAGCUGAAUAUCACCGACAAGAUGUCACGAGCACCCCAUGCUGGAUAGAAAUUCAUCUUCAUGGGCCCCUCCAGUGGCUGGAUAAAGUACUUACACAAAUGGGUUCUCCUCUUAAUCCCAUCUCAUCUGUUUCAUAGUGCUGAAAUUCUACCUUCAGCCUUAUUUUUAGUGAACUUAUUCUAAUUCUAGAGAAACUUCCAGAGUGGAUACUGUGAGCUAUAUGGAGAAUGGAUCUUAUGGUUUAAUAUUUUUUUUUUAAAUCCCUUUGUGACCAAUUCCAUUGUGUAUAGCUAAUCAGUUUUACAUUUCAAUUUGUUCUUGUGAUGCUUAAGUGACAGUUGAGCCCUAAGGGAAAAAAAGUCUAUUGAAAAAUUCAAAACACUUUUCCCCUCCUUGGAGUAGACCUUAAACAGGCAAAUGUCUUAACUGGAAAAUUUUCUUCUUUUUAGUCCAAUAGGGACAAGAAUUAUAAGAACUGACUUCAGAAAAUAAAUACAUAUCAUAGUUUGGGAUUUUUUUUAACGUUUAUGGAACUGUUUGAACAUGUGCAGCUCCAGCUUGCAAGCUGUAUUUUUAGCAUAGUUGUUUAACAUCUGUAGGUUGGCAUCUGUCAUAAGCAAA
Molecule: messenger RNA, 2090 nt
Organism: Chaetura pelagica (chimney swift)
Lineage: Eukaryota; Metazoa; Chordata; Aves; Apodiformes; Apodidae
Gene: SMAD5
Product: SMAD family member 5
Exons: 6
Coding region: 209-1606 (465 amino acids)
Biological process (GO): BMP signaling pathway; transforming growth factor beta receptor signaling pathway; regulation of transcription by RNA polymerase II
Cellular component (GO): heteromeric SMAD protein complex
Molecular function (GO): DNA-binding transcription factor activity, RNA polymerase II-specific; I-SMAD binding; RNA polymerase II cis-regulatory region sequence-specific DNA binding
Source: RefSeq, a predicted model, not a curated record